CGGGUAGUGUGAACUUGAUGUUGACGUGUAAGUAAGCACGUGACGUAAAAUCUGGAUGGUCGCCGGUGGUGGUGAAACGAAUAAAUGAAUGAUUUUACAGCAGAGGUGAUUUAAUUCUUUAUUGCCUUGGUCGCUACCAUUUUCAAUACAUUUGAAUAGCAGAAGUAUGCAACACAAGCUGUAAAAUAGAAACAAGAUGGCCAUUGCGAUAUCAGUUGCCUCAUUUAUUGGGAUCUUCAUCAUUUCGUAUCUCUUACGUAAGGUGUUGCGGUCAUGUCUUCCACGAAAUAUCUACCAGUACAUUGCAGAAUCACUAUGCACGUUUCAGUUGGUAGCCUGUGUAUAUGAGAAUAGCAUCAUCUUUUCUGGCUACAAUAUCGGUGUGUAUUCAGUGGUCCUGUUUGUUCUCAUAUUUGCUUAUAGCCUAACAUUUGAUGCAUCUGGAAAUCCAGCCAGAGUUUUUGAAACGAUGAUCAAAAGACAAUGUUCUAUCAUCGAAGGUAUUUUGAAGAUAGCUUUGCAAGUUAUUGGUGGGCUUCUGGCAUACCGUUACGUAAUCCUAGUAUGGAAGUUCUUGGCGCCAACCGAACUACACACCACCCAAGUCGAGAUUCUUGAUGUGUCAUGCGAUAACCCUCUUAAGGUAUCCAUAGUUGAGGGAAUAAUAGCGGAAAUGCUGGCUACAAGUACAGCACGAUCCAUAGCUGGCAUGGGCUUAGGUGGACGUCGAUUCUACAAAGCAGUAAAUGCAUUCACUGCUGUGGUAGUAACAUUAACAGGAAUGGAAUGGACAGGUAUGAUGUUCAACCCAGCUCUAGCAACCUCUCUGGCCUACAACUGCAAAAACCAUCCCAUCCACGAGCAUAUCCUGGUUUACUGGUGUGGCCCUUUCCUUGGCGUAUUAAUGAGCAUGUUUAUUUUUCAUUUCAUUCUGGAUGAAAUUAUUGUAGAUGAAGAUGAAAAUAUCAAACAAGUAGACGUGGUAGAAACAAAUUUUAAAGUUCGGAAUGGAAAACGAUCCAUGAAAAGAUUUAGUAGUGGAUGAUUUUUUUAUGGAGUUGUUGCUUGUUCAGUGUGUGUUUUUCAUACAUUACUUUAGUCUAAUUUUUUAGUUGUUUUGGUAAUAAUACUGUAAUACUGCUUCCAAAGAUUGUUUUAUGAAUGAAUGAAUGAAUUUAAGGUGUAUGGGUUUAUUAUUAUUCCAUCCUAUUCCAUUCAAUGCUUAAUUUUUAAUUUUCUCCAAAAUUGUGUAGUAGGAACAUACUUGAUUUAUUUUACUUUGCUGGUCUUGCGUUGUUGCUAUGUGCUUCAUGUUUUUUCAAUGCAAGGUGCUAUAUAAAAUCAAGAAUUAUUAUUAAGGAAUUUUCAUUAUUAUAAUGAUUUUUAUAACUUUUUCUACUUAAUGUCUCUAACCAGGUGUUUGUUUUAUGAUUUUUCUUAAUAAUUUAGCAAUACCUUUAACAAGCAUUAUAUUCAAUAAUAUUUAUUUUUUAAUAUACAGUAAUAUAGUUAAUAGAAUAUUUAGUAUAAUUAGUAGCAUGUUAAUAAUGCAAGUCCAUCUGCCCACAAUAACUUUUAAUUGAAACAAUAAUUUUAUAGCCAUAUUUUGUUCAGCUAGUAUCUUUUAACAUCAUGUUUUGUUGUUUGAAAUUUACUGAUGUAAAAUUUAUUUUAUUACAUAUUUUUAUUAUUAAAAAUUCCGUCAUGUCUUUGUUGUUUGAAAUUUUUCUAGAUGUAAUUUUUUUAUUAGUAUUUUGGAUAAAAUUUAUUUCAUAUUUUUAUUAUUAAAAAUACUUAGUUUUCUAAAUACUACGACAGAUUUUAGAAAUUUGCUUUAUAAUGUGAAAGUCCAUUUAUCCAUAAUAUAUAUCAGUAUGUAGUAUAAGCUAAAAUAUAAUGUAAGAAACCAGUGUUUUAAUCACAUUUUGUUAUGCAAUACCAAGUACUGUAUUACACAGUCAAACAAUAUUUCAGUCAUGUGCAAUAUUAGAAACCUUUCCUCCUGUCAUGAUAAUCUUAUUCCACCCGUCCAAAUAGUUGCCACCAAUGGGGUAACUAUUGUAGUAGUCAUUUGGCACAAUUCAGACGCAAAUGGGGAAACAUGAUUCCAUGCCCCCUCUAGACCGAAAAUGUAGCUACCUAUCCUGACAUCCUACACUCUAAUAAGAAUCAGCCCAUGAGUGGUGUAAUGCCUAUCGGCUCUCGCGGAGCGAGGUCCCGGGCUCCCAGGCUCCCAGUUCAAAUGGACACCAGUAAAACCAGUAAAACGACACCCAAAACUUAACAAUAAAACAAUUAAAUUCCCACAAAUUUUGAACAGUAUUUACAUUGGUAAUAAUGCAGUAUUUUCAGCCUUAAAAUUCAAAAUUUUUUAGGAAUGGAUUUCACUCAAAUACUUUCUUUGAUGAGCCCCCAACACUCAGUGGCGCAGAGAGGCCGUCGAAACCGGGUCAAGAGGCCAAGGGCCCGGGCCCCUGCCGGAAAUAACUAGGUAAAAAAUAAUAAAAUAAAUAAAUAAAAAUGAUUAAUGUAUACAUACAUCCAGUCUCAUUCAUAUGUUUUUUUUCCAGAAUUAUAAAUAAAGCUUUUACUGUUUAUCGAUGAAAGCUCGAAAUUAAUCGCUUCUAAUUCUUUUUCUUUAAUAUUUUUAUGACUUCUACUACUCUAGAGUUUACAUUUACAAUGUAUCAAAUAGUAAAUUCUUUACAUUAUUAAUUAAUAAUUAUCAAAGGCUUGGAUCCUGGACAUCGUCAUUAUACAUAGGGCCUACAAGUUAGAAAAUACGAAUAGACCUGGUAGAGAUUCGAUUGUCAAAUCAAAUAUUAAACCAGUGGCGGAUUAAAUUUUUCAAAAUUUACCCAAAGUUUAGAAAAAAAAGUAAAUUCUACUCAAAAUUUAUGUCUAAGAAUACCAUUUCCAGCGUCCAGAGGUGCUAUAAUUAUAAAUUUUCUUACCUCAGCCUAACCCAUGGUGGGGCUGAGGUAGAUAGAUCGUCCAUUUGUGAAAGUCCUUCUCUGGGCCCCCUCUAUUUCAAAUUCCUGGAUCUACCACUGUAAAAUUUGAUACCUAUGUUAUGAACUCUACGUUUGAAUAAAAGGAAGGAUAGCUUUUACUUUUCAUGUGAAUGUAAACAGUGUAGUAAUGGGAUGGUUAAAUGCUUUAAAUUUACAUAAUUUAUUUGGGAAGAUUUCAAUGCAGCAGCGGGCGUAAUAAAAAUAAAGAAAAAUUUUCAUUUUUUCAUGGCAGCGGGUGCGCUAAUUGGUCAAAAAUAAAAUUUUAUUUUUAUUUGAAAUCACUGUUAUUGGCAGGUGGCAGGUUCGCAAACGAGGUAUAAAAAGUUUCUCCUAAAAUGGAAUGUUAGUUUUCAAAUAUACAGUAUAAGAACAUACUGCAAGGAGUUGAGCUGGAUUUCAAUUUAUAGAAGCUGAUAAAAAUCAAUCUUCAUUCAUACUUAGGCCGGAUACACGCGCAUGUCAAAUUAGUCUAGGCUUCCCUGCCUUGAUUAAAAAGCACUGUUCAUAUACCUUUGCCCACUGGUACACAUCCUGUAGCAUCCUCUCAUAAAAAUCUUUAAUUUUGACAGAAAUGUGAGAUUUAAUUCAAAAUUUACUGCUCUAUUAAAUGCACAGUGAUACAGUCUUAAUAUCUGCUUGUAAUUAAAAGGCAUAUUUUCAUACUAUAUACAUACUUCAGCAAAAAAGAAAGUUAUAAUCAUAAAAAUCACUACUGUAAAUAAAACAUACCAGCUGUACUAAUGGCAAAUAAUACACUCUGACACCUGAAGUUUGUGUAUGCUAGAAUGAUUGAUAUGCAAUUUAAUUACAGGUUUGUUGACUAUGAUUGAUGUGGUAUAAUGAUUAAUGUAAUCAUGAUACAUAAUGAUUGAUGUAGUACGUAGUUUUAAGAGAUUGUUGGUGCCCCUUACGACAAAGUGGUGAAUGUAUUUUAAGCAAGAGAUAUUUUUAUGAUAACCAAUCAUUAAUUUGUGUGGUUAUACAGUAUUCAAGGUACAUAGUUACAAUCAUAAAAUUACUAGAUUCACCAUACUUUACUGUAGUUUCCACAUGUUAUCUCCAUUUUAUUCUACAUUCAAGAAAGAAGGUGCCAGUAUUUAUGAAAGCUGGUCAUGUGAUAUUUACAAUUUCACCAAAAACAUUUUUUGUCAUUGUUAUCAAAUUAAAUUGUGUAAUUGAAAAAAAUCAAGAUACAUUGUUAAGCAUGAUAUUUUUUAUUACAUCAUCAUAUUUCCAGUAGUUAUUUUUCAAUUUUAACUUAAUUUGGACCCAAAAUCUAAUGUAGGGUAGACUUUGAGGAGAAUAAAGGAAUAUGAUUAAUUUAAAUGACUACGUUUUGAUAAGAUUUACAAGAACAACAAUGCUUAUUAUGCUAGUUUCUGGUCUGUGUUUACACCCAAUAGACAUUGCCAUUGACUACAGAGUUAGUUUAUUCCAAUUGUGAUGUAUGGGUACAAGAAUCAAGAUGAGUAAUAUCAUUGCUUCAGGUUGCAAUCAACUUGAAACUGAAGCAGUAACUUGCUAUAGCCUCUGGUGUUGUUUUUUUAUAAUGCUAUAUAUAAACUCAUAUUAUUACUUAAGUAGAAUGUUUUGAUUUGAAACAAAGCAUUUGUUAAGAAUGGUUGCUAACAAUAGGAUGCUCAAGUAAUUUAUAAAAAAUGUUUGCUAACGACAAGAAGUUCAAGUAAUUUAUGAAAAAUGAUUGGUAAUUCCAUGUUGUUAUAGUAAAGAUCACAAAGAGGAUCUGUAAAUCAUUUUGAAAGUAUUGUAAUGAAAGAUCCUGGAACAAGUUGAAUAUAAAUGUUAUGUUUGUAAAGGCCUAUAUGUUGGGGAGAUUAAAAACUACAACAUGCAUCUUGA
This is a messenger RNA of Anneissia japonica, 4874 nucleotides long. Its product is annotated as aquaporin-11-like. Bases 197 to 1045 code for a protein of 282 amino acids. Lineage: Eukaryota; Metazoa; Echinodermata; Crinoidea; Comatulida; Comatulidae. The record is from RefSeq and is a predicted model, not a curated record. The transcript has 3 exons. Gene Ontology annotation, cellular component: membrane; cytoplasm. Gene Ontology annotation, biological process: transmembrane transport. Gene Ontology annotation, molecular function: channel activity.